AUGACAGGAAGAGGGCAGGAGAUUGUUGACUUUAUGGAGAAGCGUAAAAUAAACAUCAUGUGUGUCCAGGAGACAAAGUGGAAGGGAGCCAAAGCUAUAGAACUCGGGAAUGGAUUUAAGUUAUUCAACACUGGUACAGAUAGGAGACGAAAUGGGGUGGGGAUAAUCUUGGACGACAAUCUUAAGAAAGAAGUGCUGAGCGUAAAACGAAGUUCAGAUAGAAUCAUCUGGUUGAGAGUUGAUAUGGGAGGAGAAAUAGUAAAUAUCGUGAGUGCCUAUGCCCCACAGACCGGCUGCAAUGUGGAGGAAAAGGAUGAAUUCUAUGAAGAACUCGAUGACGAAUUGAGAGAGAUACCAACGAGUGAAAAGUUAUGGAUUGGAGAGGACUUUAAUGGCCUCUGUGGAAAUGACAACGUUGGAAAAGAGGAGUAUAUUGGCAAACAUGGAGUGGGCGUGUGCAACGAGGCAGGUGAACAGUUCGUGGACUUUGCGGUGAGACAUAGUUUGCGUGUGGUUAACACUUUCUUUAAGAAAGCGGAGAGGUAUAAGCUAACAUACAGGAGCGGAGCAUUGGAAUUUCAAAAUGACUACAUUUUAUGCAGAACCAAUGAAAAAGCAAACAUCAGAAAUUGCAAGGUUACCUUAGGUGAGAGUGUAAUGAGCCAGCACAGACCAUUAAUCUGCACGCUGAGGGGGAAGAAAUUAGAUUUGAAGAAACUUGCAGGUAUACCUAGGACAAAGUGGUGGAAACUGGCAGAUAGAAAUGCCCAAAACGAGUUUGCUAGUGCAGCAAUGGAAAAAAACAAGAAGGACAAGGAAACAGGGUGGUGGAAUGAGAAGGUACAACAAUACAUCAAGAUAAAGAAAGAAACCAAAAAGAUCUUAGACCAGGAGAACAACGUAGAAAAUAGAGAGGCCUACAAGGUUGCCAAGAAAGCAGCCAAGAGGUCUGUAGCGAGAGCAAAAGCAAAGGCCUAUCAAAGGUUAUAUGACGACAUGGAAACCUUAGAUGGACAAAAUCGUGCACUGAGGAUUGCUAAACAGAGGGACAAGAACUCAAAGGACAUAUAA
Penaeus chinensis is the source of this 1071-nucleotide messenger RNA. Its product is annotated as craniofacial development protein 2-like. The record is from RefSeq and is a predicted model, not a curated record. The transcript has 2 exons. Bases 1 to 1071 code for a protein of 356 amino acids. Lineage: Eukaryota; Metazoa; Arthropoda; Malacostraca; Decapoda; Penaeidae. Gene Ontology annotation, biological process: chromatin remodeling. Gene Ontology annotation, cellular component: nucleus.